CGCAAUUCCACAAGGACCGACAGCUAUAUAUACCGUUGCUGACUCAGAACUUUCACACGCAGACAAUCCAGUCUUCAUCUCACCAAACCGCUCUGUAAACCCAAGUUAGGGCUCACCACGUCAUCAUGAGGGCGAUAACGUCACUAUGUAUCCUGGUCGUGAUCGCCGCACUGAGCGAGGCUUUGACACCACACGCACGUUACGCACCAUAUGCGAAAAGAGGACUAAGGGACAUGAAUAGGCUGCUCCUCUGUCAUACUGGCAAGCCACUCUUCAAGUACAUCCAAUAUGGCUGCCACUGCGGCUACGAGGGCAAAGGCGAGCCAGUGGACGAUCUUGACAGGUGCUGUAUGGAGAAGGGCCGUUGCUACAAAGGGAUUAGUGAGUCACAGGUGUGCGGGCCAAACGAAGAUGCGCUCUACCGGGAAACAUACGCCACCUCUAGCGACUGUAAUUCAUGCGUGAGAGGUCAAGGCGAGUGCAGGUCCCAGCUGUGUGAAUGCGACUUAGCUGCCGCAAAAUGCAUCAAAGCGGCCACGUACAACCCCGAUCACGCUCGCUACAACAGGGACAAAUGCUGAGAGGUGAUUGGUCGAGAACUUGUCAUUGCUAAUAUUUGACACGAUAACGUCACUGCUGAUUAUAAUAAUUAUGUGAUUUGCGCAACGAUCAUAGAACAAUAAAUUGCUAAAUGAU
This is a messenger RNA of Nematostella vectensis (starlet sea anemone), 696 nucleotides long. RefSeq names its product neutral phospholipase A2 homolog taipoxin beta chain 2. The record is from RefSeq and is a predicted model, not a curated record. Gene Ontology annotation, molecular function: calcium ion binding; A2-type glycerophospholipase activity. The transcript has 5 exons. Gene Ontology annotation, biological process: lipid catabolic process; phospholipid metabolic process; arachidonate secretion. Bases 126 to 581 code for a protein of 151 amino acids. Lineage: Eukaryota; Metazoa; Cnidaria; Anthozoa; Actiniaria; Edwardsiidae.